GUAUAUGCUGCUAUAAAAUUAGGCUACAAAGUGAGUGAGGCAGUGAAACGAUGGCGGACAACGUCUUGGCCAUGUGUUUGCUGCUUUUGGUAGCAUCUGAGUGCCGAGGCGGACUUCCUGAGGACGAGAAGUACACGACCAGGUGGGACAACUUAAACGUAGACGAGAUUUUACGCAGUAACCGCCUCAUUAACAAUUACGUCAAGUGCCUGUUGGACAAAGGCCCCUGCACCCCGGAUGCCGUCGAGCUGAAGAGGACUCUUCCAGAUGCCCUGGAGACAGACUGCUCUAAAUGCAGUGAUAAGCAAAAGUCCGGUUCCACUAAAGUGAUCCAUUUUCUAAUCGAUAACAAGAAGGAAGACUGGGAGAAGUUGGAAGCAAGAUACGACCCGUCUGGUGCUUAUAGGAUCAAAUACGAAGCAGAAGACAAAGAGAGUGACGUGAACAUCUCACCAGCUGAAGAAUGAACACCCUGUAUAUGAUUAAAAUUCGAGGAGGAGAUUACAGUACGAGACGUUCCUUUGUUGUUUCGAUUCCAGGCAUUUGUAUUUUUUUUUUCAAUUCUUGUGUAUUGUGAGUAAUUCGGGAAAAUAAGUCUUUCUUAGCGUGCCUCGUUCAAUGCCCGUUCUUCGCAGUGCAGUUGGUCAUGAAAAUAUAAAAGAGUAACGACUAUAUUUUGAAUUUAUAGAAAAAUGAAUAAUCGCGAGUCAAGUGGCGUGGAUAUGAGUACUUAUCCAAUUGAUCAUGGUCGCCCGGAUAAUGAGAAACUUUACAGAACCGUAUUUAGAACCUUCUAAGUCUAACAUAAAGAAAUAUCGUCUACUAAUUCUAUCUUCGGUUAUGAAUUUGUUUGUAGUUCUAUUUACAAAAUUUAAUUCAAAUGUGUAAAAUAGAUAAUGUUUGGAAAGUUUCUAGUUAGUGACAUUUCUGUACAUGUAAUAAGCACGUUAUUGAUUUUAAUAAAUAUUUCUGAUUAUGCUUAUAUUCUGCUUAUGAAAUUAAAAAUAAUUCUGUGGCUUAAAUCGUGCGUUAUAAAUCGGUGUGAAAGGAUUUUAAGAGGAAAUACAAUAUUAUUAAAAAAAAGUUAUUCUUAAUUUACUCUCCUGAUAGGCAUUUAAUCGUAACUGAAACGGUCCAAACACAGAGUAGUACAUGGAAAAGUGUAUAAUUUUCUGAAGUGUUAAAUAUAUCUUGAUAUUCAGCAUUUGAAA
Molecule: messenger RNA, 1211 nt
Organism: Zootermopsis nevadensis
Lineage: Eukaryota; Metazoa; Arthropoda; Insecta; Blattodea; Termopsidae
Product: ejaculatory bulb-specific protein 3
Source: RefSeq, a predicted model, not a curated record